UCUCUCUCUCUCUCUCUCUCUCUCUCUCUCUCUCUCUCUUCUCUCCCCCUGUCCUUUGCAUUCUUGUGCCCUCAAAUGUGUCCCUCCCUCACGUCUAUCACUUUUAUUGUACUUUUCUCAGGAGUCUUCUCAAUUUCUGUUUGGUCCCAUUUGAAGAAUCUGGAAUGUACCGAAACCAAAGCACAGACACCAACAGCCACUGCAGCGAAGGCCUUCUCAACGAUCACAAGAGAAAGCUUAUCCAGUCUAUUAAAAGAAUCAAGCACGAGGUAGAUGAGAGCAGCGAAGCACAGAGUGAGACGUACAUACAGUCCGUGAACGUUGAGAACUCUUUUGAAGACCUGGAACGAGAAAUCCGAGCAGAGUUUCAGAACCUCCAUCGUUUCCUGGAUGAGGAGGAGUAUAACGACCUGGAGCGACUCGGGAGGGAGAGACAGAAACAACUGAAGCAGCUGAAGGAGAGGCAGAAGAAAAUAGCAGCGCAAGGGAGAGACCUGGAGAGAGCCAUCGGAGUGCUGAACAGCAAACUGACCGAGGAGAACAGCCCGACGCUGCUCACAGAAAUUCAAGAUCUCAUAAAAAGGUCUCAGGUCAGCUUUGUUCCUCCAGCAGAGGUGCACAGUGAGGUGCGCUCCGGCCAGUUUGUGGGGCCCAUCCAGUACAGGAUAUGGAAGCACAUGAAAAGCUGCCUCUACCCAAAUAUCACAUCAAUGACCAUUGACCCUGAGACAGCCCACCCAAAUCUGACCCUGUCCCAGUCUUGCACUUCAGUGUGGUAUGAAGAGGACAAGGACACCAAGCAGUGCCAGGCCAACCCACAACGGUUCCACAUGUAUUACUGUGUGUUGGGCCAUCAGAGCUUCACGACCGGCCGACACUACUGGGAGAUGGAGGUUGGAGGAAAGACGGCGUGGAAGUUGGGUGUUGUACGAGAAGAUGUCCCAAGAGGGGAGACGCGUACUACUGGCAGCGCCAGUGGCUUCUGGACUCUGGCCCUGAUGGGCGGAUCUGUCCAAGCCUGCACCGACCCAAAGCCCACCAAGGUCAACGUAUCCCUCCGACUCGCCCGCAUCGGCGUGUUCUUGGACUGUGAAAAGGAGGAGGUGUCUUUUUAUAAUGCGGUUACCAUGGCGCCAAUCUAUACCUUUUCUAUGGGACUGGUUGAGGUUCCUCUGUUCCCCUUCUAUAAUCCAUGUGAUGCAGAUGAUGGGAAGAACACGGCAGCCAUUAAAAUCUUCAACCCUUCACUAUGAUGAGCGGCUGCAGCGAGAAUUAUUCGGACAUUUAGAGCUGAAGUGAUUAGAAAAAAAUGAUUGGGAUUAAUGGUUAGUAGGCAAAAUUAUCAAACACGAGAUAUAUGCUUUAUUAGGAUUUAUGUGAAUAGUUUGGAAAUGUCAAGAUGGACAGAACAAUCCAUUUGAAGCCAUUACCUUGGAUCAUUUUUCAAAAUGGUAUGACUUUUUAUGGACAAAUGUAUUAAUUGGUAAAAGACAAAGACAAUAAUUGUUAGUUGGAGCUCUAAUUAUAUGAUGUACUUGCUGAAACUAUAUAAUAGAGAAAGUCCACAAGAAAAUACAUAACACAUUGCUGUUACUAUACCCACAGACAUGUGUAUCUGUUUUAAAUGCAAAUCUUCUUCUUAUGUGAUUAAGGUUAGUGGAAAAUAAAGGUGACGUGAAAAUCG
This is a messenger RNA of Pseudoliparis swirei, 1684 nucleotides long. RefSeq names its product zinc-binding protein A33. The record is from RefSeq and is a predicted model, not a curated record. The transcript is spliced from 6 exons. Gene Ontology annotation, molecular function: protein binding. Bases 165 to 1253 code for a protein of 362 amino acids. NCBI's taxonomy places the organism in Eukaryota, Metazoa, Chordata, Actinopteri, Perciformes, Liparidae.